AUUUUGAUAUCCAACACAUUUUGUUGCGCUUGCGUUGAAUAAUGAUCACAUCAAAGUAAAUUAAUAAUUUUGGUUUUGUCAGCUGACUAUAUAUUGUAUUUCAUAUUGAUAAAUUCAUCUGAAAUUCAACGAAUUUUAUUGAAAUUCAGUAAUUGAAUGUGAUUUUAUUUGAAAUGUUCGAACAUAUUCGUGAUCGAAUUCAACAUGUUCAACAGGAUCUUACAACGAGUUUUCGAGAAUUGACCAUUGGUACUAUUGUUGAUUCACCAGCCACAUAUCCAACGUCUUUAUCACGUGAUAAAUCAAACUUGUAUGAUCUGGAUGUCAAUCUCUAUGCCGGUGCCGAUGUCAUUGAAUAUUUUCAACAUCGAUGGAUCGAAAUUCAAAACGAAACUAAACAUAAUGCAAACAAAGCUCAAUCUGUUUCCAAACAUAUUGGCCAAAUGCGUUCUCAUUUGAAAAAUUUUAAUAAAACCACUGAUGAUUUAGAAUCUGAGCUUGAUAAAUUAGCACCAGAAAUUCAUGAUUCACUGCUGGAAAUCGAACACGAACUUGAAAGAUCAUUGUUAUUGUUGAAUAAAUUAAACGAAGCAGUCAUUUGUUUAAAUAAAGAAGUUAUUGAUUGUGAUCAUCAACAACGUAAAGACGAAUCAAAACAGAAAUUGGAUGAAAUGCUAAUUCGAAGAGCCGAAGAUUUGGUCAUUUAUGAAGCUCAAUUACGUUCCAAAUAUGAGCGUCAAGAGGUUGCAAUCCUUAAAGAAAGACAGCUUGUAUUUCAACAGGCAUUUGAAGAAGAACUUCGUCUUUACAAAGAAAAGGGAUUAGUUACAGAAUCAAAUAAACUGAAAGAACCAUCUGAUGGUACAAGAUUGGAGGAUAUAUCGUUGGAUAUUGAUCAAGAUGAAGCCAAUGAAUUGGAAAAAUUUCUAGAGAAUGAUUGAACAUGACUUAUCGAUCAAGUGAUAAUUUUUAUUUGAUGAUUUAUUAUAUUGAAUUUUGUAUUUAAAAUAAAUUCAUUUCCAUUUUUAAA
Molecule: messenger RNA, 1030 nt
Organism: Dermatophagoides farinae (American house dust mite)
Lineage: Eukaryota; Metazoa; Arthropoda; Arachnida; Sarcoptiformes; Pyroglyphidae
Gene: Dysb
Product: dystrobrevin binding protein dysbindin
Biological process (GO): negative regulation of protein kinase activity
Cellular component (GO): cytoplasm
Source: RefSeq, a predicted model, not a curated record